Molecule: messenger RNA, 1808 nt
Organism: Erythranthe guttata (spotted monkey flower)
Lineage: Eukaryota; Viridiplantae; Streptophyta; Magnoliopsida; Lamiales; Phrymaceae
Gene: PUT4
Product: Amino acid permease family protein
Biological process (GO): transmembrane transport
Cellular component (GO): membrane
Molecular function (GO): transmembrane transporter activity
Source: RefSeq, a predicted model, not a curated record
CUAUAUAUUAUAAAUUCAUAAUACAUAAAAAAAAAAAAAGAGAAUAAUUUGAAAUAAAUGGAGGAGUGGUAGUGUAAAUCCAGCAACCCGCUCACUCCCUAUCCACUCAUUGAAUAAACCCGAGUUCCAUUAAUACUUCUGCUAAUUAUCCCUAUCUAUCAACAUGUCUAACCAAUCAACAAAACCCCUCCCCGGAGAAAUCCAACAACCACCACCACCACCCACCACCACCGCCACCACAACCACCACAAUGUCCACCGACACCCCAUCACCACCACUCCUCCUCCCCAUAACCACCACCACCACCGCCGCCACCAAAACGAAGAAACUCACCCUCAUCCCCCUAAUCUUCCUCAUCUACUUCGAAGUCGCCGGCGGCCCAUACGGCGAGGAGCCCGCCGUUCAAGCGGCGGGCCCACUCCUCGCAAUCCUAGGGUUCCUAAUAUUCCCCUUCAUCUGGUCAAUCCCCGAAGCCCUAAUCACGGCGGAACUCUCCACCGCGUUCCCCGGCAACGGCGGCUUCGUGAUAUGGGCCGACAAAGCCUUCGGCCCCUUCUUCGGCUCCCUUAUGGGAACCCUGAAAUUCCUCAGCGGCGUAAUCAACAUCGCCGCCUUCCCCGCUCUCUGCAUCGACUACCUCAAACGAAUAUUCCCAAUAUUCGCAUCUGGCCUCCCCCGUAACCUCGCCAUAAUCACCUUCACCCUCGUCUUCUCCUUCCUUAAUUACACCGGAUUAGCCAUCGUCGGAUACUUCGCCGUCGGAUUAGGGGUUGUUUCAUUAGCCCCCUUUCUGAUUAUGUCCGCAAUCGCAAUUCCCCAGAUCCACCCCCGCCGUUGGAUUAGCCUAGGUCAAAAGGGCGUAAAAAAGGACUGGACUCUGUUCUUCAAUACUCUGUUCUGGAAUCUCAAUUUUUGGGAUAAUGUAAGCACAAUGGCCGGAGAAGUCGAUAAACCUCACAAAACAUUCCCCUUAGCGCUACUCUGCGCCGUGAUUUUGACCUGUUUGGGCUACAUCAUCCCUCUCGUGGCGGUAACCGGCGCCGUUUUGGUCGAUCAGAACGAUUGGGAGACGGGAUUCAUGGCGGACGCCGCGAAAAUGAUCUCCGGCAGCUGGCUGAAAUUCUGGAUCGAAAUCGGGGCCGUAUUAUCUGCGAUUGGAUUGUUCGAGGCUCAAUUGAGCAGCAGCGCGUACCAGCUUCUCGGGAUGGCGGAUCUGGCUUUCCUGCCGAGAUUCUUCGCGCUGAGAUCGAAGUGGUUCAAUACUCCGUGGGUGGGGAUUGUGCUCUCGACGGCGAUUGCGCUUGGGGUUUCGUACAUGAGCUACACGGACAUCGUGGCGUCGGCGAAUUUCCUGUACAGCUUGGGGAUGCUUCUGGAGUUCGCGUCGUUUCUGUGGCUGAGGAGGAAGUUUCCGGCGAUGAAGAGGCCGUACAAGGUGCCGCUCGGAUUGCCGGCGCUGGUGGUGAUGUGCCUGGUUCCGGCGGUGUUCCUGGUGGUGAUAAUGGCGAUCGCGACGAAGACUGUUUAUCUGGUGAGCGGACUGAUGACCGCCGCCGGGAUUGGGUGGUACUUCUAUAAACUCUGCAAGUCGAGAGGCUGGUUUACGUUCAAACGAGUUGACAACGAUGAAGAGGACCCUUGACACGUCACCCUCGUUAUUAAUCAGUUAACUAUUUUUCUUUUCGAUUCAGGUGAUGAAUUUCUUGGAACGCAAGAGAAGUGUGAAACACAUUUCUCUUUUUUAUAAAUCGCACUUUUAAUCCCUAUAGUUUGAACUUUAUGCAUAUAGCUCCUUAGUAUUUUUAAUA